Molecule: messenger RNA, 1703 nt
Organism: Erythranthe guttata (spotted monkey flower)
Lineage: Eukaryota; Viridiplantae; Streptophyta; Magnoliopsida; Lamiales; Phrymaceae
Source: RefSeq, a predicted model, not a curated record
AUGAUCGGAGAGCAUAUUCUGUCUCCCUGCCCGGAAUAUCCAACUCCGGUGAAGGCGUGCGCCAUCAGCGCGUGCGGCAAUUUCGCUGUGGUGGGGACCGCCGGCGGUUGGAUCGAGCGGUUCAAUCUUCAGUCGGGGAUCAGUCGAGGCAGUUACACCGAUGCUUCAGAAAGAAAACGUGGGGCCCAUGGUGGUGAAGUGGUGGGCGUGGCUUGUGAUUCGACCAAUACUGUACUGAUAAGUGGCGGCUUUAACGGAGAUGUGAAAGUUUGGGACUUUAAGGGGCGUGGGUUAAAAUCGAGGUGGGAAAUAGGAUGUUCGUUGGUCAAGAUUGUAUACCACCGUUACAACGGUCUUUUAGCUACUGUGGCCGAUGAUUUGGUUAUUCGAUUGUUUGAUGUUGUUGCACUGAAGAUGGUUAGGAAAUUCGAAGGUCACUCGGAUCGGAUAACCGAUGUGUGCUUUAGUGAAGAUGGAAAGUGGCUUUUGUCUUCCAGCAUGGAUGGGACAAUUAGAAUAUGGGAUGUGAUCUUAGCUCGACAAAUAGAUGCUAUACAUGUUGACGUGUCUGUAACUGGACUGUCUCUAUCUCCGAAUAUGGAUGUUUUAGCUACAACUCAUGUCGAUCAAAAUGGGGUUUAUUUAUGGGUUAAUCAGACAAUGUUUUCUGCCCCUACUAAUAAAGUUGGUUCCUAUGGGAGUGGCAAAGCAAUCGUGAGUGUCGAUUUGCCAUCUGUCUCUUCUACGGAGAAGAAAUCUCUGGAUAAUGAUUUUGACAAAGCUGUAAUAAUCCCUCAAGUGGAAGAUUCUUCGGACUUGUCGGUUUUAAGUAAACAGAUACCUGAUCUUGUUACUCUUUCUUUGUUGCCCAAGAGUCAGUGGCAAAGCUUGAUAAAUUUGGAUAUUAUUAAAGAGAGGAACAAACCGAUCGAGCCACCGAAAAAACCCGAAAAGGCUCCCUUUUUCUUGCCUUCAAUUCCGUCUCUCUCUGGAGAGAUUUUGUUUAAGCCUAGAGAAUCUGGUGAAGAAGAGAAGGAUUCACAAGGCGGUGAAACGGAAAAGUCGAAGAGAAAAGCUGAUUUUCCAUUAUCCCAGUUUUUACAAUACCUUCAAUCUGCGGCUGAUGCAGAUAAUUUUGCAGCAUUUACAGAGUAUAUUAAAGAAUUAUCUCCUUCAACAUUGGAUAUGGAACUUAGGAUGCUUCAGAUUAUAGAUGAUGAUGACGAGGAAGAAACCAGCAAAAGACCCGAACUACAUUUCAUUGAACUUCUGCUGGAUUACUUUAUACAUGAAAUAUCGUGCAGAAAUAAUUACGAGUUUAUACAGGCUAUAAUCCGAUUAUUCUUAAAGAUUCACGGUGAAAGUGUAAGGCGCCAGGCCGUUUUACAGGAAAAAGCGCAGAAGCUUCUUGAAAUUCAUUCGGGAGUGUGGCAGAAAAUAGAUAAGUUAUUUCAGAGCACGAGAUGUAUGGUUUCGUUUCUUAGCAACUCGCAGUUUUGAGUAUUUAUAUUACAAGUUUUGCUGUAAUUCGAAAUCGAUUUUGUUUAAAUUUUGUGGUGUAAUAUGAUGGUAUCACAGUUGUUUUUGCUCUUUUAAAUUUCUAUAGCUUCUUUUGUAUUAGUAAGGAUUAUAAUUGUUGGAUUAUUACAUCUGUGUCGGUACGGUUCUUCCAUUUUUAUUUUGCUAUUUUCCGUGUUCUUUAA